AUGUCUCAACCCGAUUCAGGUUAUGGCCAGUAUGGCAGGGACGUGCCCGAUAGGCCGAAGCAUGGAAGAUCCCAGGGUACCGGCGGUAAAGAGCUGACGACAGCAACGCCUUCUAGGCCGUGGAGGGGGAGAGACGAAGACCGUGAGAAAGAGCGUCGCCAUCUGCAGCACGAGCCUAGAGGUAUUCAGUCGUCCGACACAAUUGAAAGGGGCAAAUACAGAGCUGGAAGCGACGAAAUGGCUUUCCAUGAUGACCUGGAUGACGAAAGAGAGCGUCUGGCUGCACGUCCCAGGAGUGGCAGAGCUUUCUCUGGAACCAGCGCUCAGAGAGACCACUCCCCAGCCAGAGCAGCGUUUUGCCUGGGCGAUGACCUCUACCAUUUCAUCCAGAAUGUGGCACGAAACGACAUCAACGGGAUAGGGAUCGUUACUGGGCGAUCAGACCUUUUUGAGGUCGACGAUUAUCUCUUCCUCCUAGAAGCCAUACAAUGUGAUGUGCCGGCGCGCGCGAGGUUCCGUCGGGCCUGCAUCAGGCUAUAUUUACUGGUCAGAAAGUACAACAGCCUUCCUGACCACCACGAAUGUCAACACUUCCUUGACACACUUGAACUAGAAGAUAGGCGCAAUCACGACGAGCAGAGGGUUCAGUCCUUGGAGGCACUUGUGCAGCAAAUGAGCAGUGCCAGAGGCGUGCGAAUGCCGGGCGGAGAUAGCCUGUCUGUCUCCAGGCUCAGCGCGAUGACGCCGGCGUUCGUACCACCCCAGGAGCGACGUAGAAGCGCUGGCGCGCCCUCCCAGAGGUCCGAAGACACAAGGCAGUCGAGCUUGCACGUCGACUUCAUUCUUCGAAAAAGCACCUGGUUUACUAUCGGCAGGGUGUUCAUGGUGCUAUGGCACGAAAAUGACACCGGUGAAAACACGACCUUCACCACUAGGCAAGUUGGAGUCUCGUCUCAAGGGCUCUAUGGAGAAAAUGUUUGGACCAAGGUUCGCCGUUUCGCCGUUGUACGAGAAGGUGGUCACGGAUUCAGUUGGGCCAUUCCAAUCGCCACGUAUCGCGAGCAAGGUCUCACUAGACGAGGAUUGAAUGCACAAGACUGUGAUGCGCACGCCAUCAUCCACAUGGAAGGUACCCCAGCGGAGAGCCUCCCCAACGAGCCCUUCAUGAACAAGCGCCCCAUCGCCGUUACACCUGCAAGUUGGGACAAGAAGCUCCACAAAGCGAGCCGCAUUCGAUUCGACAAAGUCUUCACCAUCGAGCACAAUGUGAAGGUGAGGGAAGUCGGGACGGUAUCAGGAGAUUCGAUGACUUGGUUCUGUCGGUACUGGCGAAUGGAAGCCAGCGCAGCCGCUGACGCCGUCACUCCGAGAUCAGGUCGCCAUGGCUGA
Messenger RNA from Cladophialophora carrionii CBS 160.54, 1389 nucleotides. RefSeq lists its product as uncharacterized. Bases 1 to 1389 code for a protein of 462 amino acids. Lineage: Eukaryota; Fungi; Ascomycota; Eurotiomycetes; Chaetothyriales; Herpotrichiellaceae. The transcript has a single exon. The record is from RefSeq and is a predicted model, not a curated record.